CUUGUUUCCAGUCUGAUUCAGAUUGAAAACUUUCCCCUCGGCCUCUCACCCAGUUCCCGGAGGCUGGGUCUUUGCCUGAUGACUCCCCUUGCUUGCUCCCCAGCUAGGCCCCUCCUUUGCUUCCCCCAAGGUUUCUCCUCAAUUUACUCAGCUCUGUUGGGACCUGGAGGAGGAAGUCAGGGAGCCAAGAGGGAGUCACUCCCCUUGGCCCCAGGGGGCCCAGGGCCAGCAUUUUGAACCUCUGAAGUAGGAAACUGAUUUCCAUGGCAGCUCCUGUCCCUGUGCAGAGGAGCCACCUCCAGGGCCCCAUCCUCAGGCUGCGCUACAUGGUGAAGCAGCUGGAGAAUGGGGAGGUCAACAUCGAGGAGCUGAAGAAGAACCUGGAAUACACAGCUUCUCUGCUGGAGGCCGUCUACAUAGAUGAGACUCGGCAAAUCUUGGACACGGAGGAUGAGCUGCAGGAGCUGCGUUCAGACGCUGUGCCUUCCGAGGUGCGGGACUGGCUGGCCUCCACCUUCACCCAGCAAGCCCGGGCGAAAGGGCGUCGAGCGGAGGAGAAGCCCAAGUUCCGAAGCAUCGUGCAUGCGGUGCAGGCCGGGAUCUUCGUGGAGCGGAUGUUCCGGAGAACGUACACGUCUGUGGGCCCCACUCAUUCCACGGCGGUCCUCCACUGUCUCAAGAACCUGGAUCUCUGGUGCUUUGAUGUCUUCUCCUUGAACCGGGCAGCGGAUGACCACGCCCUGAGGACCAUUGUUUUUGAGCUGCUGACUCGGCACAGUCUAAUCAGUCGUUUCAAGAUUCCCACUGUGUUUCUGAUGAGUUUCCUGGAAGCCUUGGAGACGGGCUAUGGGAAGUACAAGAAUCCUUAUCACAACCAGAUCCAUGCAGCUGACGUAACCCAGACCGUCCACUGCUUCUUGCUCCGCACAGGGAUGGUGCACUGCCUGUCAGAGAUUGAGGUCUUGGCCAUCAUCUUUGCUGCCGCCAUCCAUGACUAUGAGCACACGGGCACUACCAACAGCUUCCACAUCCAGACCAAGUCAGAGUGUGCCAUCCUGUACAACGACCGCUCGGUGCUGGAGAACCACCACAUCAGCUCCGUUUUCCGAAUGAUGCAGGAUGACGAGAUGAACAUUUUCAUCAACCUCACCAGGGAUGAAUUUGUAGAGCUGCGUGCCCUGGUCAUCGAGAUGGUACUGGCCACAGACAUGUCCUGCCAUUUCCAGCAAGUGAAGUCCAUGAAGACAGCCUUGCAGCAACUGGAGAGGAUCGACAAGCCCAAGGCCCUGUCUCUACUGCUCCACGCUGCGGACAUCAGCCACCCAACUAAGCAGUGGGCAGUGCACAGCCGCUGGACCAAGGCUCUCAUGGAGGAGUUCUUCCGCCAGGGUGACAAGGAGGCAGAGCUGGGCCUGCCCUUUUCUCCGCUCUGUGAUCGUACUUCCACUCUGGUGGCACAGUCCCAGAUUGGUUUUAUUGACUUCAUUGUGGAGCCCACGUUCUCCGUGCUCACGGACGUGGCGGAGAAGAGCGUGCAGCCGCUGGCCGACGAGGACUCCAAGGCUAAGAACCAGCCCAGCUUCCAGUGGCGCCAGCCUUCUCUGGACGUGGACGUGGGAGACCCCAACCCUGAUGUGGUCAGCUUCCGUGCCACUUGGACCAAGUACAUUCAGGAGAACAAGCAGAAAUGGAAGGAACGAGCAGCAAGUGGCAUCACCAACCAGAUGUCCAUCGACGGGCUGUCCCCGUGUAAGGAGGAGGAGGCCCCCUCCUCCCCUGCCGAGGAACAGCACAACCAGAAUGGGAAUCUGGACUAGCCCCAGGGGUGGCCCGGUCCUCAUUGAGUCUCAAGUCUUCGAUGUCAUCGGCACCAUCCAUCGGGACUGGCUCCCCGAUCUGCUCUAAGGGAGCCCAGAGGUUGUGGACCAGACAGCCCACCGGGAGGCAAAAUGCCAGAGACUGUGGGGUCGGGGGAAGGGCCCCUUCCCACCCGAAACCCACUGGGGCACACUUUAAUCUCCCGGCAGCAAGACCGGGCAACGUCAGAGUCCCAGUGGUCACUGUGCCCACCCCCCUGCCUCUGGACACCUCCCGUGGUCACUUGUCUGGCUGGGAGUGGGGAGCUUCCUGGAGGUUUCCCAGGGCUUGGUGGGGAGGGUCAGAGAUGCCAGCCCCCCGGCCCUCCCCCAUCCUUCUUUUUGCCUCCAAGUUUCUAAGCAAUACAUUUUGGGGGUCCCCACAGCCCCCACCCCAGAUCUAAGCUGGCAGGUCUGGGUCUUCCCCCCUGAGAGAGGCUGGCUUGGGAUAGAAAGCUGGGGUUUCUCAGAGCCCUUAGAGGUGUGGGGAGGGAAGUGGACUCCUUCAGGGCAUGGGACCUUUUUUGUGCCCGGGAAUGGGGGCAUCUUCUUUCCCCCAGACCUGAACUGCUUCAGUCCCACCCCCAGACCAACUCCUCAUCUCCCCUUCCCUCAUCCUGACAUGGACACCAGGAAAGAGAGGAGCUAGUGGGACCAGGGGCUGAGGGGUGCCCUGGUCUGGGAUCUCUGAGAGCUUGGGACUGGGUCACCUGCCCUAGUGGGGUCCUGAAGGCCCUUGCCUCCUCCCUCUCCCUACAAGGUGGGGGGUGGGGGUGGGGCGGGGCGAAGGAAGCUCCCAUCCGACCAAUGUCUGUAAAGUGUGUCCAGGUCUUCCCUGAAAAGCACCUUGGGAUGCAUCUUGCGAGCACAGGCAGGAGACUAGCUGGGUGGGAGUCAAGGAUGCAGUGGGGAGGGUGGGGCAUAAGCCACUGAUCCUGUGUUGCUAACAGAGAGAGCACCUCAUCUCCCUCAGCCUUUGAAUCUGCCCAGCUGUAGACACCAAGGGCCCCUUCCCUGGGGCAAAUGGAGAGUGGCCAGGUGGAAGGCUGAUGUGGGAGGGGCUCAGGGCUGCGGCCCGCCAGACCCUCUGAAUGGAGCCCAGCAAGGCCCAGUGCCCCUUCCUCUCCUCAGGCUCCUCCCGCCCCCACCUCGCCCCAGGAAAGGCCAACGUUCAGGUGACUGCCCCUCCUCGCUUGUAAAUAUCAACCAUGCAUUUGUACAGUGGGCCCUGUUUGCGUGAAGUUCAUAUCCAUGGUCCCUGACACCUGUCCCUCCCACCCCACCCCUAGUGGGGCAGAGACGCAUGCGACUCAUCCCCUACCCUUGGUCUCCCUGGCCCCUGCUAUAGCCAGAGAUCAAUAAAGAAGGGAGACCAGGC
Messenger RNA from Echinops telfairi (small Madagascar hedgehog), 3234 nucleotides. It is a transcript of the gene PDE1B, whose product is annotated as phosphodiesterase 1B. Gene Ontology annotation, biological process: signal transduction. The coding region runs from base 264 to 1817 and encodes 517 amino acids. The record is from RefSeq and is a predicted model, not a curated record. Gene Ontology annotation, molecular function: 3',5'-cyclic-nucleotide phosphodiesterase activity. The transcript is spliced from 15 exons. Lineage: Eukaryota; Metazoa; Chordata; Mammalia; Afrosoricida; Tenrecidae.